Messenger RNA from Pseudogymnoascus verrucosus, 2010 nucleotides. RefSeq lists its product as uncharacterized. The record is from RefSeq and is a predicted model, not a curated record. NCBI's taxonomy places the organism in Eukaryota, Fungi, Ascomycota, Leotiomycetes, Thelebolales, Thelebolaceae. The transcript is spliced from 5 exons. Gene Ontology annotation, molecular function: metal ion binding. Gene Ontology annotation, cellular component: nucleus. Bases 115 to 1443 code for a protein of 442 amino acids.
UUCCACUCAUCAUCACUUCAUCGAUCCUACAGUUUGGUUUAACAUUUACCCUCAACCACGACAUAAUUUGAACAGAACAGAGAAGAAACUGCUGACGAACAGGAUCUUGCAAAUAUGGAGUCCGAACAGGAGAUGAUGACCAGGAUCAGUAAACUGGCAGGUCAGAUAAAUCGCCACAAGAACCAACAGCCAGCGAGCACAUCGGCGUCAAACUUCCAGGCACAACCUGGAGCGCCCUAUCCUACUCCAAACUAUAAUGCCCACUCGAGUCAAGGCCGACCACCUUCGCGUGGAGGUUACAGCAGAGGCAGAGGAUAUUAUCGAGGAGGCAAACCUAACACCAUCCACCGAAACAGAACACUGGUCCUGAACAACGCAAACACGGGAUCCAAGGCGGACGGCGCCCAGGAUGACAGUUCUGGGGCUACAGCAACAGCACCGGCAUGGGUCACGAAAACAGAUCGGCACAUGCAGCUGAUCAACCCUGCGAUAUACGAAAAGCAAAGCCAAGAUCGUGCCCGCGCUAUAGAGGAGACGCGCAAGCUGAGACUGAAGCAGCGAGACGACAGGGAGAAGUACAAGCUGAGCAAACACCUGGAGCGACUGAGCGGCAACAUGGGGCCCCACGGCGUAAAUCAGCGCGCACCCCAAGCCUUACCGAACUACGAAAUCACAGUCGAGGGCAUCCGCUUCCGCGUCAUGAAGGAUGGCAGCAAACUGGCCAAGGUUCCUGGCGACGAGAACGCCGCGAAACUGACCCCGAAGUCGGCGACCGUCGGAGGCGUCCGCUUCUACCGCAGCAAGAACGGAAAUCUUUACCGCUCUGGCAUACUCAAGGCGCAACGGCAACCCGCAGCCAUCAAGAAGAUAGACGAGCCGUGCAGGCUCUUCUCUACGACCGGUAUCUGUCCCAAGGGCCCACGCUGCCGCUACACUCACGACCCGGCCAAAGUCGCUAUCUGCAAGGACUUCCUGCAGACGGGCACCUGCGCCGCAGGCGAUUCCUGCGACCUCUCGCACGAGGCGACGCCCUCGCGGACACCCGCCUGCCUGCACUUCGCGCGGGGCAACUGCGCCAACGAAAGCUGUCGGUACGCGCACGUGCGGGUAUCGGCAUCGGCGCCGGUGUGUCGCGCGUUUGCUGUGUACGGGUACUGCGAGCGGGGCGCGGAGUGCGACGAGCGACAUGUAGUGGAGUGUCCUGAGUUUAGCAGGACGGGAGAGUGCAAGACGAAGGGAUGUAAGCUGCCGCAUCGGCUGAAGGCGAGUAUGCUGCGCAAGAACGCGGCGAUGGAGGGGGAGGAGGGCAGCGAUCUGGAGAGCGAGGAGGAGGAGGGCGAGGAGAUUGGGAGUGACGAUGUGGAUUCUGAUGAUCUGGAGGUGCUGGGGCUGGAGGGGGAGGGGGAUGCAGAGAUGCUCGAGAAGGAUUACGUGCAGCUGUGAUGACUGCUCAUUCAGCUCGUCAUGGGCAACUUUGGCAUGCUAAUAUCUAGGUCUACGCGCCCGUUUACUGGACACUCCCACCUCGUCUGGAAGAGAAGUAUCCCGCUAUUUUCCUCUUUUCUCCGCCCCCAUCAUUGGCAAUCUGUCUACUCUAGAUACCCUGCCUCGCCUUAGCAUUUCCUUGCUUUGCUUGCUUGAUUGCGUGUUGCUCGGUGGUGUGGUCAGCGGGUGUUUGGAUUCCGAACCUCGCUUGGGAGCCCAAGGAGGAAGUUUUGGACGGGGGGUUGGGGGAUGGGUGGAUGAUUGAUGGAUGCGAGAUGAUAGAUACCCCACUCCCUCACUUUGAGGCGGGGAGUUUUAUGAUCUACGUUUUUCGUUUGGCGACCCUUUUUCUUUUGUUUGGCGUGCGCAAGGGAGCAGGCAAGGGGGCAGGCAAGGAAGUGAAAAAAGAAGAAGAAGAAAAGAAAAAGAAAAAGCAGAAAGAAUAGCACACUCUCAAGAGAAGAAACUAUAGGAGAGAAGAUACAAUAAUAAAACUACAAAUUAUCUGAGAAAAUCCAAGCCCAC